AUGUGGAGGUUGAAGUUGUCGGAAGGAGAAGAAGAGAGUGUGAAUGAACAUAUUGGAAGACAGUUUUGGGAGUAUGAUUACCAUUUUGGAACCUCCCAAGAGAGACUUCACAUCUCCCAUCUUCGCGCCAACUUUACUCUCAAUCGCUUUUCUUCUACUCAUAGUUCUGAUCUUCUCUACCGUUUUCAGUGUUUGAAAGAGAAAGGAAGAGGAAGGGAGAUGCUUCCGCAAGUGAUAGUGAAUGAUGAAGAAGAAGGAGAGAUAAAUUUAGAAGUUGUGAAUGUCACACUCAGAAGAAGUUUGAGAUUCUACUCAACACUACAAUCACAAGAUGGCUUUUGGCCUGGUGACUAUGGUGGCCCUUUGUUUCUCUUGCCUGCUCUGGUUAUAGGCUUAUAUGCGACGGAAGUUCUGGACGCAACUUUAACUGCUCAACAUCAAAUCGAGAUUCGUCGUUAUCUCUAUAACCAUCAGAAUAAGGAUGGAGGAUGGGGACUACACAUAGAAGGGAGUAGCACCAUUUUCUGUACGGUUCUCUCAUACGUAGCACUGAGAUUGAUGGGUGAAGAAAUGGACGGUAGAGAUGGAGCCAUGGAAAUCGCUAGACGUUGGAUUCACCACCGUGGUGGCGCCACUUUUAUUCCCUCUUGGGGCAAGCUNUGGCUCUCAGUUCUUGGUGUUUAUGAAUGGAGUGGGAACAAUCCUUUACCUCCAGAGCUAUGGCUUCUUCCUUAUACUCUUCCGUUUCAUCCAGGCCGAAUGUGGUGCCAUUGCAGGAUGGUUUAUCUUCCAAUGUCAUAUCUAUACGGCAAAAGAUUUGUUUCUCGCAUCAAUGGAACUAUCAUGUCUCUUCGAAGAGAGCUCUACACUAUUCCUUAUCACCAUAUCGAUUGGGACACCGCUCGUAAUCAAUGCGCCAAGGAGGAUUUGUACUAUCCGCAUCCAAAGAUUCAAGACUUUAUGUGGAGUUGCUUGAAGAAAUUGGGAGAGCCUCUUCUUGAGAGAUGGCCAUUUUCUAAGUUGAGAGACAGAGCUCUUCAGACAGUGAUGCAGAACAUUCACUAUGAGGACCAAAACAGCCAUUUUAUUUGUAUCGGUCCUGUCAACAAGGUCUUGAAUAUGGUUUGCUGCUGGGUCGAUGAUCCAAAUUCCGAAGCAUUUAAAUGCCAUCUAUCGCGGAUCAAAGAUUAUUUGUGGGUGGCUGAAGAUGGAAUGAAAAUGCAGGGAUACAAUGGAUCUCAGAUAUGGGAUGUGACCUUAGCGGUCCAAGCAAUCUUGGCGACAAAUUUGGUUGAUGAAUAUGGCUUGAUGCUUAAGAGAGCUCAUAACUACAUCAAGAACACUCAAAUAAGGAGAAACACGUGUGGAGAUCCGGGGUUGUGGUACCGACACCCGAGCAAGGGAGGAUGGGGUUUCUCCACUGGAGACAAUCCAUGGCCUGUCUCUGACUGUACAGCUGAAGCCUUGAAGGCAGCAUUGCUACUUUCGCAGAUUCCCGUUAAUCUAGUUGGAGAAGCCAUGCCUGAUGAGCAUUUAUUUGAUGCUGUUAACUUUAUCUUAUCAUUACAGAACAAAAAUGGCGGAUUUGCCACCUACGAGCUUACUAGAUCAUAUCCUUGGCUAGAGGUGAUCAAUCCAUCAGAGACUUUUGGAGAUAUCAUCAUAGAUUAUCAAUACGUAGAAUGCACGUCAGCUGCAAUCCAAGGUCUGGUUCUAUUCACAAGAACCAAUCUAAAUUACAAGAGGAAAGAGAUACUGAGAUGUAUCAAGAAAGCAGUUGAGUUUAUUGAGAAAACUCAGCUUCCUGAUGGUUCUUGGUAUGGCUCGUGGGGAGUUUGCUUCACAUACGCGACAUGGUUUGGGAUUAAAGGCUUGUUGGCUGCUGGCAAAACAUAUGAGACUAGUGUUUGUAUCAUAAAAGCUUGUGAUUUCUUACUCUCCAAACAACUUUCUUGUGGUGGUUGGGGAGAGAGUUACCUCUCAUGCCAAAACAAAGUAUACACAAAUCUUCCCGGGAACAGAUCGCAUAUCGUCAACACAUCAUGGGCGGUUCUAGCUCUAAUUGAAGCAGGACAGGCUAGUAGAGACCCUAUGCCAUUGCACCGCGGGGCAAAAUCGCUGAUUAAUUCACAGAUGGAAGAUGGAGAUUAUCCACAACAGGAGAUAUUGGGAGUCUUUAAUCGAAAUUGUAUGAUCAGUUACUCAGCUUAUAGAAACAUAUUCCCCAUUUGGGCUCUAGGAGAAUACCGCAAUCUCUUACUGUCUUCGUCUGUAUGA
Arabis nemorensis is the source of this 2277-nucleotide messenger RNA. The record is from the annotation of a GenBank genome assembly. Lineage: Eukaryota; Viridiplantae; Streptophyta; Magnoliopsida; Brassicales; Brassicaceae.